AUGGGAAACCGAAACGGCAGACAAUGCAAAGAUAGAUGGACAAAGUAUUUAAAUCCGAACAUUAAUACACAGGAAUUCAGCAUUGAUGAGGACAUCAAGCUCCUGACCUUGUAUGAACAGUUCGGUUCGAAAUGGGUUUUGAUAUCUAAGUUCUUCAACAACAGAAGCGAUGUCGCUAUUAAGUCAAGGUUCCAAGUAUUGAGAAGACGUGGAAUCACGAAGCAAGUCCUUCAUUUAUCACAGUUUCAGAGCAAAUCUCAAUUGGCCAUGAUGUAUCUCAGGAAUGAGGCUAAACCAAGUCAUAAAACUACACAGAGGAAGGCUAAACAAGAGCAAUUCACAUUAGAAAGCUCCUCAUCGGAUGCUUCUUAUUCACCUUUGGAUACUUCAAUUACAACAUCUCCAAUCGAAGAUCAAUUUUUCACCAAUUUCGAUCAAUUUGAUAUACCUGAUAUAUUAUUUUAA
This is a messenger RNA of Trichomonas vaginalis G3, 465 nucleotides long. RefSeq names its product RNA polymerase II transcription regulator recruiting protein. The transcript has a single exon. Gene Ontology annotation, biological process: regulation of DNA-templated transcription. Lineage: Eukaryota; Parabasalia; Trichomonadida; Trichomonadidae. Bases 1 to 465 code for a protein of 154 amino acids. The record is from RefSeq and is a predicted model, not a curated record. Gene Ontology annotation, molecular function: DNA-binding transcription factor activity, RNA polymerase II-specific; RNA polymerase II cis-regulatory region sequence-specific DNA binding. Gene Ontology annotation, cellular component: nucleus.